ACGGGAAGUGGAUCCCGCCUACCCAAAUAUCUCAAGCUGCAGCAUUUCUGCCUUGGGCUGGUGCCUGGAACUUUCCCUCGAAAAUCAAAGACCAGGGACUUUUCUAAACGAUCUUAUCACGAAGCAACAAGACCAGACCAUUGAUAAUCGUGCAAGACAAUCCUGACCGUGCACCUGUGCUGAACUGUCGACACCGCAUAUUUGCCGGAUAUCUGCUACCUCAGACCCAGCGAAAUAUUUGGUGCCAUCGCUUUGGCGGUUGGUGCUGCUUGAAAGCAGGAUGAUCUCUCAUUCCCAACUCGAUCCUUUACCCAACGACCUUCCUUUCCGGUUUGUCUCAAAGACAAUCGGCCGGGGAGCCUAUGCCUCUAUCAAAAAGGCCGUCCCUCUGGACAGGGACACUCCCGUGUUCGCGGUGAAGUUGAUCCACAAGGGCUAUGCAAUGAAACAUGGCCGCAUAUCGGCAAAGCAGAUCGGAAUGGAGGUGGCGCUGCACUCGCACAUUGGCCAGCACCCCAACAUCAUCGAGUGGUUCGCUACCGGUGAAGACGCGACCUGGAAGUGGAUUGGCAUGGAGUUCGCCGAGGGCGGCGACCUUUUCGACAAGAUCGAGGCCGACGUCGGCGUGCCCGAGGAGAUCGCCCAUCUGUACUUCCUGCAGCUCAUCGGCGGCGUCAGCUUCAUGCACUCCAAGGGCGUUGCCCACCGUGACCUGAAGCCCGAGAACAUCCUGAUGUCGGCGUCUGGCGAUCUGAAGCUGGCCGACUUUGGAAUGGCCACCCUGUUCGAGCACAAGGGCCAGAAAAAGCAGAGUACAACUAUGUGCGGCAGCCCGCCGUACGUCGCCCCGGAGGUCCUGGAUGUGUCCAAGAACGACAGACGGAACCCGCAGCAGGUGUUCAAGUACUCGGCCGACAUCGUCGACAUCUGGUCCUGCGGCGUGAUCCUGUUCGUGCUGCUCGUCGGCAACACGCCAUGGGACGAGCCCACGUCGACCAGCUGGGAGUUUGGCGAGUACAUCAGGACCAACGGCCGCAGCACCGACGCGCUCUGGGAGAGGAUACCGUCGGCCGCGCUGUCGUUGCUGCGCGGCAUGAUGAACGUCGACCCGAGCAAGCGCUUCUCGUUUGCGCAGAUAAGGCAACAUCCGUGGUUCACGCAGCACAAUAGUCUCCUGACCGCCGACGGCUGCGUCUCGGACCCGAUCCACCUCGCGACCCAGAUGAUGAAGAACCUGCACAUCGACCUGUCCCAGGCACCCACCCUCUCGCAGAGACAGGCGCUCGCCGAUGCUCAAGCGAUGGACGCCGAUGGAGCCGAUCCCUGGGCCGCCAAGUUCUCGGCCACGCAACCAGAGGCGCCCAUAACCGAUGCCCUAUUUGACUGGGAGCGGCCGACGCUCCGGACCAUAGGCGCCAUGGACAUGCCGUCGACACAGCCGGUUCGAGGGCGUGGCAGUAGCACGACUAGUUUUUCGCAGGCUACCCGCGGCCGGGCCGAGGUUUUGGACAUAUUGUCCGAGGAGCCUUCGAUGAGCCAGUUCGCGUCGACCCCUGGCGUGCCCAUCAGCCUCACGCAGCGCGCCAGGCAGUUCCGCGACAUUGUGCCGGCCUACUCGCUCACGCGCUUCUAUUCGCACAUCCCGCCCGGGCUUCUGGUUCAGAAGCUCAGCGACGCCCUGCAUCAGCUCAACGUCCCUCUCCCCGCCCAGCCCGCGCCCACCGACACCAACCGGAUCGCGCCAGUCAAGUUCAAGGCCCUCGAUGGACGCGGCCAGAGCCUUCACGGAGACAUCAUGAUCGACAAGAUCAUCAUCGAGGGAGACCACGAACUGCUCGAGGUCCGCUUCGUCAAGACAAAGGGCGACCCUCUCGAGUGGAGACGAAUGUUCAAGAAGAUUGCGCUCCUGUGCAAGGAUGCGAUAUUCAACAGCGAAGCCUAGAAGGCUCGCGAUUGUAUACCUUCUUCUUUCGAGCACACCUCAUCCCCCAUGGACGAGGACCAAUGCCCACCAUCGGCUCAGAAAGACUGAAGCGACACGACGGCUGUGUCGGCCGCGGCUCAAUGCACUAUUGGUAGCGACAGCGCAUCAUCCAUGGGCCAUGUAUGGAGCUACUUUGGCGAUUGUUAUUUCUAGAUAUGCGUAGAGAUUUAUACCGCAACGAGAAUGGUCACGGCAGCCCAUGAAUGUUUCUUGCCUAGAGUGUUUAAACCCCUGAGAUGUGAGGUCAUCGCAGGACCAGGGGGAUGGAGAUCCCUGUCGGAUCGCGCUGCACGGUAAAUUUUGGCGGGGCAAUGCCCCUCGAGUCACGGAUGAUGCGAACGGACAGCCA
Molecule: messenger RNA, 2333 nt
Organism: Gaeumannomyces tritici R3-111a-1
Lineage: Eukaryota; Fungi; Ascomycota; Sordariomycetes; Magnaporthales; Magnaporthaceae
Product: CAMK/CAMKL/CHK1 protein kinase
Exons: 2
Coding region: 281-1942 (553 amino acids)
Biological process (GO): protein phosphorylation; mitotic G2 DNA damage checkpoint signaling
Cellular component (GO): site of double-strand break; nucleus; cytoplasm
Molecular function (GO): protein kinase activity; ATP binding
Source: RefSeq, a predicted model, not a curated record